Scheffersomyces coipomensis is the source of this 1746-nucleotide messenger RNA. RefSeq names its product MFS transporter. Gene Ontology annotation, biological process: transmembrane transport. The record is from RefSeq and is a predicted model, not a curated record. Gene Ontology annotation, molecular function: transmembrane transporter activity. The coding region runs from base 1 to 1746 and encodes 581 amino acids. The transcript has 2 exons. NCBI's taxonomy places the organism in Eukaryota, Fungi, Ascomycota, Pichiomycetes, Serinales, Debaryomycetaceae.
AUGCCUGCUGAAAAACUAACUUUCAAACAACAGAUGGAGGGGUUCCCCGUCCGUCAAAUGCUUGUUAUUUGUAUCAUUAGAUUUAGUGAACCUUUAGCAUUCUCAUCAUUAUUUCCCUAUCUUUAUUUCAUGAUUAGAGAUUUCAAAAUCGCUGAUAAGGAAGAAGAUAUCUCGAAAUAUAGUGGGUAUCUUGCUUCAAGUUUUGCCUUUUGUCAAUUUUUAUUUGCUGUAAGAUGGGGUAAAUUAAGUGAUAAAAUUGGUCGUAAAUUCAUUUUAUUAAUUGGACUAUUCGGUACUGCUACUUCAUUAUUAUUAUUUGGAUUCAGUCAAAAUUAUUGGCAAGCAUUAGUAGCCAGAUCCAUAGCUGGGAUCUUGAAUGGGAAUGUGGCAGUAUUAAGAACUGUUAUUGGAGAAAUCGCUACUGAAAGAAGACAUCAAGCUAUCGCAUUUUCAACUUUACCUUUAUUAUUUAAUUUUGGAAGUAUUAUUGGUCCAGCCAUUGGAGGUUCGAAAUAUUUCACUCAUCCCAAGAAAGAUAGUCCUUAUAAAUCUCAAGAUUUCGAAUCUCAAGGUUUACAAUCAUUUUAUGAACAUUUCAUUAGAAAAUAUCCUUAUGCAUUAUCAAAUAUCGUGGUGGCAGCUUUCUUAAUUUUCAGUUUAGUUUGUGGAUUUUUAUUCUUAGAAGAAACUCAUGAUGUUUAUAAAUAUAGAAAGGAUUAUGGAGUUGAAUUAGGUGAUUGGUUAUUAGCCAAAGUCGGUAUCACUGCACCAGAAAGACCAUGGACCAGAAAACACCAUAGUCAUUAUUAUCAUCAAAUUGACAAUCCUUCACCAACUAUAAGUCCUGAACCAUUGAUUGCUUCUACUCCAACUGAAAAUUCUCCAUUAUUACCAACAGCCAAUAUUGUUAAUAUUGAUGAAGAUCAACUUUAUAAACCAUCAUAUUCAAAUGCAUUUACCCCAAGAGUUAUAACUGUCAUCACGGGAAAUUUCAUAAUUUCAUUACAUAAUGUUACUUAUAAUGAAUUUUUACCAAUUUUCUUAGCAGCUAGAUUUCAAAAGGAUAAAUUAAAAUUCCCAUUCACUAUUGAAGGUGGAUUUGGGUUAGAUUCAAAUUAUAUUGGUACUUUAUUUUCAUCAACUGGUAUAAUGGGGAUGCUUAUAAUUUUAGUUAUAUUCCCAUGGUUAGAUCGUAAAUUAGGAACUAUCAAUGGUUAUAGAUUAUCAGUAUCAAUAUUCCCUAUUGUUUAUUUCUUAGUUCCAUUUACAAUCUUCACCUUGAAUAAAUUUAAUCCAAAUUUCCCAGUUUGGGCUACACCAGUUAUGUUAUAUACUUUAACAUCAUUAAAGACAUUGGCAAGUGCAACAGGUAUGCCACAAGUGAUGUUAUUAAAUCAUCGUGCUGCUCAUAAAGAACAUCGUGCUUAUGUGAAUAGUGCUACCAUGAGUAUCAUAUCAUUAGCUCGAUUCACGGGACCAAUUGUAUUUGGUUAUUUAAUGUCCUUAAGUGAUAAAUUAUCUAUGGGACAAUUGACAUGGUGGGUGAUGUCAUUAAUGGCUGCGGUAGGGAUGGUUCAAUCAUAUUGGAUGGAAGAGUAUGAUGAAGAUGAAGAUGAAAAAGUUAAACCUAAUGAAGAAUUGAAUGAUGAAAGUAAUGAAUCACCCGAACCAAAUCUUUCGCAGCAAUUACAACAAGAUUUCACUGCUGUUGAAGUUGAAGAUGAGACACAAACUAGUAUUCAUUAA